Molecule: messenger RNA, 3285 nt
Organism: Plectropomus leopardus (leopard coralgrouper)
Lineage: Eukaryota; Metazoa; Chordata; Actinopteri; Perciformes; Serranidae
Source: RefSeq, a predicted model, not a curated record
AGCAGCAGCAGACCGCAGCGGAGCGGCAGAGAGAGAUUCAGCAGGGAGGAGACACAGUCACACAAGGAGGAGGAGAUAGCCGGGCAGGACAAACACCACUGACAAUACCGAGCGGCACUCGUCGUGACAGCGUCUGUCAGCAGCGAGGAAUCACCCGUGGGGACACUGUUUUUUCACCUCAUGUAUUUAUAGAAACAGCCCGUCGUCACCAUGACAGCGGAGGAAACCAUAAAUGUGAAGGAGGUGGAGAUCAUCAAGGCGAUCUUGGACUUUCUCAACUCCAGGAAGCUGCACAUCAGCAUGCUGGCCCUGGAGAAGGAGAGUGGCGUCAUCAAUGGGCUCUACUCGGACGACAUGCUCUUCCUCAGGCAACUGGUGCUUGAUGGCCAGUGGGAUGAGGUCCUGCAGUUCAUUCAGCCUUUGGAGUGCAUGGAUAAGUUUGACAGAAAAAGGUUUCGCUACAUCAUCCUCAAGCAGAAGUUUCUGGAGGCUCUGUGUGUGAAUAACGCCAUGUCUGCAGAAGAUGAGCCACAGCAUUUGGAGUUCACCAUGCAGGAAGCAGUCAAGUGUCUCCACGCCCUGGAGGAAUUCUGUCCCUCUAAAGACGACUACAGCAAACUGUGUCUGCUCCUCACGCUGCCUCGCCUCACAAACCAUGCUGAGUUCAAGGAUUGGAACCCGAGCACGGCAAGAGUGCAGUGUUUUGAGGAGGCAUGCACCAUGGUAGCAGAGUUCAUCCCUGCAGACAGGAAACUGAGUGAGGCUGGAUUCAAGGCCAGCAAGGAUCGACUCUUCCAACUGCUCCUUAAAGGAGUCCUCUAUGAGUGCUGUGUGGAGUUCUGCCAGAGCAAGGCGACAGGUGAAGAGAUCACAGAGAGCGAGGUUCUCCUGGGUGUUGACUUGCUCUGUGGUAACGGCUGCGACGACCUGGACCUGUCUCUGCUCUCCUGGAUGCAGAACCUCUCCCACACCGUCUUCUCCUGCGCCUUCGAACAGAAACAACUCAACAUCCACGUCGACCGCUUGGUGAAGCCCGCAAAGACCGGUUAUGCUGACCUUCUCACCCCGCUCAUCAGCAAACUGUCUCCGUACCCCUCUUCCCCACUGCGCCGCCCGCAGUCCGCUGAUACCUACAUGUCGCGCUCCUUGAACCCGGCCUUGGAUGGAUUGUCUUACGGGCUGUCUGGUCAAGAUAAGAGAGCGAGUGGCGGGGAAGUAGCGCCGGGUAAAGGGGUCUCUCCCAUGUCCCACUCGUUUGCCAACUUCCACUACCCCGGAGCUGGAGGGCAGAGCCUGAGCAGGAGUCUCAUGAUGGAGAGCUCCGACUGCCACAGCAUAUUUGAGGAAUCCCCUGAAACGUCGAGGACAGAGACACCUGUGGAUAAGAUGAUGAGUUCAGGUGGCGCUCAGAGCUUGCGUCCUGCGUCAGCUCCAGGCGAGGACGCGCCAUCAGAUGGCUCUGCUGACAGGAACGAGCUUCGCGACUCAACAGAGAAGUAUGAGGAGUACUAUCGGCAGCGUCUUCGUGUGCAGCAGCACCUGGAGCAGAAGCAGCAGCAGAGGCAGAUGUACCAGCAGAUGCUGUUGGAAGGAGGGGUCCAGCAGCAGCCUCCACCCAGCGACAUGCAGCACAGCCUCACAGAGAAGUUCCUCAACAGUUACCUUACAGGCAGUCCCGUUGCAUCUGUGGCUGUUGAUCCCAGUGGCCGUCUCCUAGCAACAGGACAGGAGGACAGCGGAUGCAUGCUGUAUGACAUCAGAGGAGGCCGAAUCGUCCAGGUGUACCGGCCACACACCAGUGAUGUGCGAUCUGUCAGGUUCUCCCCUGGAGCACAUUACCUGCUCACUGGCUCCUAUGACACAAAGGUCAUCGUCACCAACCUCCAAGGUGACCUGACCAAGCAGUUGCCUCAGACCGUGGUGGGAGAGCACGGUGACAAGGUGAUCCAGUGUCGAUGGCACACACAAGACCUGUCCUUCCUCUCGUCCUCUGCUGACCGCACUGUUACUCUCUGGACACACAACCCAUAACACACACACAGACAACCAGACACUAUCUAAGAGCCUGUUCAUACCUGGUGUUGUGUUUCCGUCAUCUGAACUCGGCAGAGACACACCUGUAUCUAUCUUUCACCUCCAUAGGACCACAUGUGUUAGAUGUUGUUGCUGCCUACGCCACUGGAAGGCCAGAGGGCAUAGUGCACAGUUAUUGAGGUCCCACAGUCGCUAGCUAAUGGAAGCAUUGGCAAACUUCUUCAAACUCGACAUAAAAUGGGCAAAUUAUAGAACACUAGCAUGCUCUCACCAAACCACCACGCAUCCUGCAGUAAUGACGUAGUACUUAUAGAGUACACGCAUCACGAUGAACUAGCAUUUACACCACAAAAGAUAUGAGGUCAAAUACAUCCCAGACCACCUCGGCAAGUGGCUCGAGUGAUCGAAUCACAAAACGUCUCAGCGGUUCACACUUGUGUUUAGAGCCGUCUGCUUUGUGAUCAAUGUUGCACAUUAGUACCAGGUAUAAACAGGCUGUUAAAGACACACACCCCCCCCCAAAACAACACUGCUCCUAUCAACAUCGUCACACCCUUUCAACACAGUUAAAAAACACACACAAGUUAACACGCAAACAGGUGAAUGAGCCUUUCACUUUCUGUCUGUCGGAAACCAAAAUGAAUACAAACCUGUGACACACUGAAAGCACACACGCUGCACGUCCUCUCCCCCUUUCUUCACGUCACUCACAUUGCUUUUUUUCACGCUGAUUGUCGUCAUCUUGAGGGGUUAAACAGCAGGAUCAUUCAUUAUUCUCCACAUCACUUUAUCCUACAUCUUACACACGCCACCCAGUUGCUGCAUGUCCUUUUUCCCGGAGGAGUUUUUGAGGUUCGACAGGACAGAGUGCUUUGUUCAUGAUGGUGCCUUCCUUGAGUUCUCAUAGCAAAAAACUUUAAAAGCAAACAAAAAAAAAGGUCAUUUUUCAAGAUCAAAAUUUUGUUACAUCAUCUUGAGAAGCCCUACAUUCCUUCUUUUGCAUAUGAUUUUCUUACAGCUGGUGUUAUGCUGCUAUUAUUUGAGGAAACAGGAGUUAAAAUGGUGUAAAAUGUUUUUUCCAGUGUGUCAGUAGUGAGCUUUUCCCGAUCAGAAGGCUGAAUUUGUGGAGAUCAUACUAUCUGUUGCUUCCCUGUGGGACGUGCCGAUGUCUAAUGUCACUGUGUCCAUCGCAUCGCUACUACUCAAAAUAUGUAAAAAUUAGCUUGUGCAUUUAUUUUAAAUUUGAAAUCA